Molecule: messenger RNA, 657 nt
Organism: Acomys russatus (golden spiny mouse)
Lineage: Eukaryota; Metazoa; Chordata; Mammalia; Rodentia; Muridae
Gene: Bbln
Product: bublin coiled coil protein
Exons: 2
Coding region: 140-391 (83 amino acids)
Source: RefSeq, a predicted model, not a curated record
CCGGUGCAGUGCUGCGUUCCACCCUUCCGGCCCGGCGUUCCAUCAGCUGCUUGCACCUUCCUCCCAGCGCCGGCUUUCCGCGCGACGGUCGCCGAGUUCCAUCUUUGCGUGGCCUCUGUGGCGCCCGCCCGAGCCCGCAAUGUCAGGCCCCAACGGGGACCUAGGCAUGCCGGUGGAUGCGGGCGUGGAAGGCGAGAAUGACAGCUUCGGGGAAGCAGAGUACGCAGCCAUCAACUCCAUGUUGGAUCAGAUCAACUCUUGUCUGGACCACCUCGAGGAGAAGAAUGACCACCUCCAUGCCCGCCUCCAGGAGCUGCUGGAGUCCAAUCGGCAGACGCGCCUGGAAUUCCAGCAACAGCUUGGGGAGGACCCCAGUGAUGCCAGCUCCUAGGUGCGGGGAGCCCCCAGCCAGGCCCCACCCUCGCCUCUUUAGGCCAUGAUCUGGCCUGGGUAGAACCUACUUGGCUUGGACACCAUCUCAGGUACCAGCCUUCAGAUCCCGCAGUGGGUCUAACCAGCCUGGACCAGUUCCCCCACUGCCCUCCUCGAGCCAGGCGUGGUCCUCCUACAACACACCCACUUCUGCCUCCCCAGCCCCUGGUCCCUUUCCUCUCCACCUAGGGCCGAGCGUCCAUAUUAAAGAGGUCUCCCACACCA